AUGGCCGCGAGCAAGGUGACACCAGGUUCCAUGACGCAACUGAUCAAAGGCGACCGAAGCAUGCUCAUGAUGUCCUAUGACAAUGUUAUGAUGAAGCAAAUUCAGGGUACCCAUAACCCAGAUGGCCGCAAAAUCGACGUCAAACCCAUUCUCCAUAUCGUCGUGGACAUCCUCAGCCGCGCCACCAUGCCAGUCGAAACCAGCAUUGUCCUGGGCAUGAGAGUCCAAGGACACAUGGAGCAUUUCGAGGAGAAAGGCCAACAAGGUGGUGUCAUUAACAUGCUUGAGGCACUGUCCCUCAUAAUUCGUCAACUUUCCAGCGAGCAAGCAUACAAGUGUCAAAUUGGCAUGGACGGCCAUCAAAUAACAAUCUCUCUGUUCACCGUGCUAUCAAACUAUUCAUGGGAUGCCAAGCUGGUGCUAGCACUAGCAGCUUACGCUUCGAACUACGGAGCAUUCCGGCUCCUAGCUCAGAUGUACACAUCAAACCAACUCGCAAAAUCAAUGGCACUCCUGAAGCGAUUACCGGUCACCGUGGAACACUCUGAGGAGAAAAGGAACCUUGAAGCUUAUGUGUCACUGGUGCGUCUAAUGCAAAUGAUACACUUAGACAGCAUGAAAGUUCUCAGGGCGCUGAUUUAUGCCAAGGAUGAUCUGCUGCCGCUUUUUGAUGGUUCUGCUAAGAGAAGGGUCAAUCUGGAAGUUCUGAGGAGAAAGAAUGUUUUACUGCUGAUAUCAGGCCUCGACAUCUCUAUGGAUGAGCUUUCCAUUCUGGAACAGAUUUAUAACGAUUCUCGUCAUCAAGGAACAAGGUUGGAUAAUCUGUAUGAGAUGGUGUGGAUCCCAGUUGUGGAUCGGUCGGUGCAAUGGACUGACCCGAUGCAAAAGCAGUUUGAGAGAUUGCAAUCCACUAUGCCAUGGUACACGGUGCACCAACCUUCGUUGAUUGAUCGAGUGGUGAUUAGGUUCAUAAGGGAGAAGUGGCACUUCAGGAACAAGGCAAUCCUAGUGGUGCUGGACCCACAAGGUAAGGUUGUGAGGCCCAAUGCCAUCCACAUGAUGUGGAUAUGGGGAAGCAAUGCAUUCCCUUUUACUAGCGCGAGAGAGGAAGCUCUUUGGAGGGAAGAGACUUGGAAGAUUGAGUUGCUCGUGAAUGGUAUCGACCAAACAAUUCUCAAUUGGGUAAACUUCAGGAGCUAUCGAGCUUGGCUCACAAGAUCAACAGCAUACAUGACCAUCUUAAGAAGCAACUCGAACUCUGCUACCAACUCGUAG
Messenger RNA from Camellia sinensis, 1275 nucleotides. The record is from RefSeq and is a predicted model, not a curated record. NCBI's taxonomy places the organism in Eukaryota, Viridiplantae, Streptophyta, Magnoliopsida, Ericales, Theaceae.